ACAAACAGGACGAAAGUCUAUGCGAUAAUCGCAGACCUAGCGACGACCUGCGAUCAUCGCAAAGUGCAAGUCCAGAUGACAAUUUUGCUCACUGGGCAGAGCCUAUUGUUGCUUGCGUAAGAAAUUUUAAAAGUGGCACAUUGAUUGUGAAUAGCGCACCAUUUAGAGACGCGCUCUUGGAGGCCGAGAGAAAUUGGGUAGAAGAAAACAUAGACUAUAAAACAGAAGAGGAAAAGCCCCAAAACACAAAUAAAGGGGAUCAGUCAAGGGAGGAACUUAUUUCUGAAUUAAAAUCAGAAGUAGAAAGACUUAGGUUGGCCAACCUUGACCUUGAAAAAGAGGGGACGGCGAGAGGGCUACCUGUACUUCACCCGAUAGAGAUCACUACUGCUAGACCCGAAAAUGUAGCUGAAUUAUUAUCAGAAAUAUACAACACAGAGUGGCAGCCUGCCUUUGAAUUCUUCAUUUACAAGAAAAAACUCAGAGAAAGAGAGGCCACAGAGGAACUGCUUAAAAUUCUUCAGGAUUGUUUUGAAUUCUGUGAAAACCUGUCUAGCGAACAUCUUAGAGAUCUAACCGACACCUUGUUUGUUCCUACUUCAAACCAACAUCUACUGAAAAAGAUUCGUAUACCCCAGUCUACGGAACAAACUGACCAACAAGUAUCGUUAGAACUCUCUAGACUCAGGAGAUCAGUAAACCCUCAGAUAGUUCCAGUAAUUGAACAGUUGUUUUUCUUAACGGAAAAACCACAUCUGAAGGCCCAUUUAAAGGCGGUCAAAGUGCAUCUUUUCAUCAAACUUUGUCUGAAGUGCGCGUGGAUUUCUGCCAUACAGGACAGACCAUUAUCAGUAACUUUCAAAGUGAGGCCAGGUUCACCAUUUUCUUCCGAUAUAAUGAUUUCUCGGAAUGCCCCAGCCCCAGAUGUGGACUAUUUAGUGUGGCCAAUUGUGUUCUUGUAUGACAGAGGACCGAUCUUGCUUAAAGGGAUCGUCCAUUGCUCUCAAAAAAGAUGAAUUAUAGUUCAAUUGAAAUUUUAGUUUUUCAGGGUUUUACAUGUGGAAGGUAUAUUUAGACCACUCUUGCUCGAAAUGAUGGAGAAUCAAACAUUAUAAUCGAUAAAUUCUACUAUGAAAUAUGUAAACGUUGUGGGGCUGUUCAAUUUUUAUUUUUAUUGAUUUUUUUUUUUUGAGGUAUGGAGUGACGUAUGAAUUUAUCCCAACCGUGUACAAAACAAAAUUGGACUUCUGAAUGUUUGAUUGCCAUUACAUUGUAGUGCAGUGCAAUAUAGGUAUAGGUAAAUUAUGAAGAUACGAAGCAUUAAUAUGCUUGCGGGUGAAAAUAAAAUUACUCACCAGUCAAAAAGGAGUGUUGAUUUCUUCAGAAUAUUUUUUGCUUGUCCAAACUAGUCGUUCGAUAAAAAAUUAUCAAUACGUACAACUUUGUCGAAAGAGUCCCCAGACAUAAUUAAGUGCUGUAGACUGUUAAUUGAAAUUUGUAUGAAAGAAUACAUGCAGUCAUAUAUCAAUUAAAAAAUAAAUUAAAUAUUUCA
This is a messenger RNA of Saccostrea cuccullata (small rock oyster), 1552 nucleotides long. RefSeq lists its product as uncharacterized. The annotation marks the transcript as partial. The record is from RefSeq and is a predicted model, not a curated record. Lineage: Eukaryota; Metazoa; Mollusca; Bivalvia; Ostreida; Ostreidae. The transcript has 9 exons.